CUGUGAGUUCUCGCGAGAUUGUUUGUCAGCGGAGUAGAGGAAAUGGAAGCCUCUGCUAAACAACUUGCGCUACCUGGAUGAAUAUAAAUACAACAAGAAAAUUACGGUUCAAAUCUAAGUGGAACGGCAAUUGAUGGUACAUAACCUUAAAAUCUGGCUUCGGCAGUCACUGGCUUAUUAGCUGUACAGCGUUGGUAACUGUGGAUGUCAGCACAGACCCAAUGGAAACUCAUAGAGUCAUCGAUGGUAAUAAUUCAGAGCAACAGCAGAGUCAGACAGACCUGACUGUUAGGCCAACUCUGUCACAGGUCAAAAAGUCCUGGGGAUUCAGGCGUUCAACCAUAGCUAGACGGGAGUUCAUGGAAGAAGUUGGAGACUUAACACAUAGCCCUCCAAUUGUACGGAGAGGCAGAAGUCGGCGAACUAACCAGACAACUGAGGCUGUUACUACUCCAACAACUAGGAGUGUUAUAGAAGACCUUGAGUGGUCUACCCCAUCAUCACCUGUAUCAGUGGACAGCAAGACUAGCCUAGAAGCUUCUGCAGCAGGGAGCCUUGACCCCAGCCUUUGGCAAGAUUUUGGGUCUGCCUUUCACACUGCCUUUUCACUGCUUGGUGGUAAUGAAGAUUUGUCAAUGGACAUACCAGAUGCACUGGUGGCCUCUAAUGUUUUGGACGCUACUAAUGCUGUUGAGGCUCUGACUUCACAGGCAUUUGGUGAAACUGUGGUGUCUGAUGUUUUGGAAUCUGCAGAGGACAUGGAAUUGUCACUACCGGUUGCUCCUAGCAGUGUGGAGGGUGGGGAAAUUGAGGACAUAGUAAUAAUAUCUAGUCAAGAAGAGGACAGUGAUGAAAUGACUUUAAUACAAAUGAAGCAACAGCUGGCAUCUGCCAGCGGUCGGGGAGAAACAAGUGCUAGAGGGGGAAAAGGUACAAGAGGAAGGGCCAAGGGAAAGGGGAGAGGCAAAGGAAGAGGAAGGGGAAAGAGUAGAGGAAGGGGGAGAGGUAGGGGCAGAGCAGUGGAGCUUGUUUCCAGCUUCGCUGAUGUACAGGGAAACAACAAUGAUGUGAUGCUUGUUAACCCAUCUGAGCAACAGCAGGAGCAUUUGCAAGAGGAGGAAAAAAACAAUAAUCCACUCACAGCUUCAAUAGAGAAAUCACCUGCUCACAAUAAUAGUUCCACUCAGCACUCAAGCACAGACUGCAUAAUGGUAGACACUGAAUUAGACCAGAUUACUGAUGUAAUUCCUGGCCAGUGUAAUGACGUGUCUGAAGGGGAGGAGGAACAAAAGGAGGAGGGGAAGGAGAUCGAGAAAGACGUGAAGACUGUAAGAGAGUAUUUGAGCAUCUCGGACACAGAGGGUUAUGACUCUAAUGCUCUAUACUGCAUCUGUCGACAAAAACACAAUAAAAGGUUCAUGAUCUGCUGUGACACUUGCCGGGAGUGGUUCCACGGUGAAUGCAUUGGUAUCAAUGAGACACAGGGUCUUGACAUGGAGGAAAAAAAACAAGCCUUUACCUGCCCCACCUGCAACACGAAGAAGGAACCUCAAUCCGAGUCUCACCUGCAACCGGAGCAUGGUCUUGGCUUUUUAAAUUAUUUGACACAAGGUGAAGAAGGAGAGGGGCACAAGGAUCAGCAUGCCAUCAAGGAAACCUUGCACAAGAAGGGGAAUCAACAGAAUGCUUCUGUGACAGUGCUAAAUCCUGAACAUCAAGAUAAUUUGGAGAGUAAUGACUCUGUUGCUCUAUGCAUUGGACCUGGGUGCUUAAAGCAAGCCCUUCCAGACUCUGGUUAUUGUGGCACUGACUGCAUUCUUCAGCACGCUGCUGUCACUAUGAAGGCACUAUCUGGCACUAAGGUGCCCAAGACCAGAGGAAGAGCACAAAAGGCUCCCAAUACAACAUGCAAUGCUAGGGGUCAGAAGUCAACUAGGAUGUCAAAGAGGUUAGCUGGAAAAGCUAAGGAGGAAGGUGAAAAAGAGGCAGCAGAGGAAGAAGGCUGUACAGAUGCUGAAUCUUCGUUAGCCUGCAACCCCAGUCUCACAGAAGUUCAGGCCCUUUGCAUACCAUCGUCUCAGUUUUGCACAGUGUCUGAAAAGAACUUUAUAGAGGUGAAAGCUGAGAGUAAGGCUGCGACUUCCUUACCGCCGUCUUCAGAGGACACUGCUACAGAUGAUGCUCCCUCUUCCCAGAUUGUCAGUGAGACAGAUCCACUGCAGAGAAACUCUGAAGAAAAAGCAAAGGAUUUGGAUAACAAAGAAAAAUUGAAGGAACAAUCUGCUGAAUUAGAUGCCUCAACACCACCUGUUCGAACAACUUCUCCUGUUAAGCAUUCCUCAUCCAAUUUAACAUCUCAACCACAUGAAACGGGGGCUCCUGUGGUCCCAAAAACCACAUAUGUCAUACCAAAGAAACAGGCUGGGGCUCAGCCUCCAUCAAGCAGCCACGUAUCAGCAACAGCAUCAGGCCAGAAAACUUCAUCAACCCCUGCGCUGCUGAAUGAAACCCGAAUUCUGCCUGUCUCCCCCGCACCCAGUGCUCCAUCCUCCAGGCCCUCUCAGCCCAAUAACCAGGUCAGACAGAGCAUUCAGCGUUCUCUCACCAGCAUCCUGCUAAAAAGGUUGAGCGAUUGUGAGGAUUUGGAGAUGUCUGAGAAUGAAGUUACGAAGCUUGUUGCAAGCUUCGAGAUGGAGAUGUUUGACAUAUUUCGCAACACAGACAGCAAAUACAUGAACAAGUACAGAACUAUAAUGUUCAAUCUCAAAGACCCAAAAAAUAAGGGUUUAUUGUAUCGGGUUGUUUCUGGAGAGAUCAGUCCCUUUAGACUGGUCAGGAUGAGCCAGAAGGACAUGCAGGCCACCAAAGCACCAGAACCUAAAACAAAAGAAACAGAGGCUAAGGAUGCUUCUGCUAAGGUGUCGACUACACUACUGAAGCCAGAAGCCGUGAAGGUUGAUUUGCCCAAUUUGCCGUGUUCUGCUAGACCGGACAGAAGACCAGACAAAAGACCUGAUAGCAGAUCCUAUAGCACUGUUACAUCUCAAGAACAGAAGAAAAGUCUUCCUGCUCCCAAGACCAGAACAAAUCAGCCAAACCAGGGAAGAGCUGCACCAGAUAUUCUCACCUGUAUGCUGAAGGACACAACAUCAGAGCAUAAAGCUCACCUCUUUGACGUGAAAUGCAAGAUAUGUACAGGCCAGAUGCUAGCUAACGACGAGGAUGAACCAGCAAAGAAAAAAUCCAGGAUAUCUGAAACAACAAAUAAACAGAUUGAAUCUUCUUGGAGACGAUCUGCAGGAGGCGAUUCCCCCCUUCAUGCACCACCUGACUCACCUGACAUGGAUUUACCAGCAUCUUCCCUGAUGGAUCCAACCUCUCGCCUUAUCAUUGAUUCUUCAGCACUGACUAUUGCAGAAUCCCCUGCUUCUCCCACAACGGACUCUCCAGCCUCUCCUGUUUUGGACUCCCCUGCCUCUCCUGUGAUGGACUACACUGCAUCUCCAAAUCAAGACACUUGCAGUUCUACAAAACCAAAGAGGACAUAUGCACCUGUUGUGAUUCCAGCUGUCUCCACCGUAACCAUCACACGACGUGACCCUCGUACUGCUGCUAGCAGGUUCCCUCCUAUGUCAGUUAGUAGCACAGCACAUAACAAAACAGCUACUCCUGCCCCUGACAAACAGACUAGCUCUGUCUUGUCUAUUACACAAACAUCGCUACUACCAUCCACGAAAAUCUUACCCAAAUCCAUCUUAAUGAAACCAUCUUCCUCAGCAGAUUCCAGACUGUUUGCCACAUCUAUGAGGACUAUGAUUUCAGAAUCCCCACGUGAUGGUGACACUGCUCAAUUUUUGGCCAAGCAAGAAAUCAUGUGGAAAGGCUUUCUAAACAUGCUUACUGUAGCCAAGUUUGUCACAAAAGCAUACCUGGUUUCAGGAUGUGCUGAAAAUCUUAAAGCGGAUCUGCCCGAUACAAUACAAAUUGGAGGACGGAUCUUGCCUCAAACAGUGUGGGAUUAUGUUGUGAAAUUAAAGACCUCAAUUUCAAAAGAGUUGUGUGUGAUCCGAUUUCAUCCUGCAACAGAGGAAGAGGAGGUGGCCUAUGUCUCCCUGUUUUCCUAUUUUAGCAGCAGAGGUCGUUUUGGUGUGGUUGCCAAUAACAGUAAUACAAUUAAGGAUGUAUACCUUGUUCCACUGAGUGCAAAGGAAACAAUCCCGUCCAUACUACAGCCUCUUGUUGGACCAGGACUUGAAAAAAACAGACCUAAUCUUCUUCUGGGUCUAGCAAUCGUCCAGAAAGCCAAGCGAACAGGAAUGUUGUUUCAAGAAAUUGAAGAGAAAAGACCCAGUGUUCACAUGCCGAAAGAUCCUAUGUGGAUUCCAAAACCUCCAGUACUCUAUGGUUCUGAUAAAUUAGAGAUAUUCCAACCCUAUGAUCCAGAGACUCCUUCUAGCACCUUGCAUUCUAGUUUACUAUCCUGCCCUGUGUCCCCACCAGACUCUUCCUCCUCUGGCUCAGUUACCAUGCCAUCUCUUUUGAUCUCCAUCAAGGCAGCCCCCCCUGUUUCUAACUCAGCUGUUGUUGCAGCUACUCAGUCCACCUCUAGUACAACUUCUAGCACAGAUCCCUUAACUAAAACUAAAACUCCGCUACAGACUAUCUUGAGUUUGUUUGGCAAUAAGGAAAGUAACUCCACUGACUCUUCUGAUGGAAGUUCUACUACAACAACAAGUGAUAAGGUUAUACCUGUUCCUCAAGUGUCUCAGUCACUGGUGGAUCCAAUUGUGCAACAAUAUGGACAGAGACAGAAAUCUAAAGUUAAAGAAAUAGAACACGAGGAAAAUGACUUAGACCGACCAUAUGAUCCAGAGGAGGAGUACAAUCCAGGAAAAGGAUACGGAAAGGUUAUUUCACAGAUAGAAAAACAUAAAAUAGAUAACUCUGCAUUAUCAGGCUCGGUGGAUGAUGAUGUUGCUUAUGAUCCAGAGGAUGAAACUAUUUUUGAAGAUAUUCGAAGUAAUACCAAGUCCCAUAUUCAAACAUUAGAUUCCCCAUCUUCCCCAACACCAUUCUCAACCACCCAUACUGUGGCACCAUCUGCUACUUCCACUCCAGCACAAACCUCCACUCCAGUUACUCCAAUACCAAACCUUCCAACAGGCACCGUAGUUGUCUCAGCUGCAACACUGACAGAACAACAGCGCAUGCUUGAGGAGCUUAACAAACAGAUUGAGGAGCAAAAACGUCAGUUAAAGGAGCAAGAGGAGGCACUGCGUCAACAGAGGGAGGCUGUGGGUAUGUUCAUGGCCCAUUUUUCUGUUUCUGAUUCUCUAAUGUCGCCUCCCCAAAAAUCAUUGCCUGUCAGCCAGCUGUCAUCUCAGACAACAGACAAGACCAUCAAUGCUACAGAUACUGCAGACAAAUCCAAUGUGAAUUCCCAAACACUUAAGCAAGACAACACAGCUGCUAGUCCCAAGUCGAAAGAUGAUACAGUUACAGUGCAGGAUGAAACACAGGAACUUGCAAAGGAAAGUGACAAGUAUUCCUCUGCUGGAGAGAUUGAAGAUUCUGAUGUAGCUUAUGACCCUGAGGAUGAAUCUCUAUUUAAUGAAAUUCAGGAGGAUGUUUUUCAUGGAAGCAAUAUGAAGACUUGUAAUUUAUCUUUUACUAGAACUGGGCAUAGUGUCAAUCGUAAGGGCGCAUCUCCAAAUUCACACCACAGCCGAAAGCGAAGGCUAUCACCAAAAAGGCGUCAUCGUGAAAGGGACCGCCAUAGAAGUCCUUCAAGAAAGUCACAGCGACGUUCCCCUACACACUCCCAGAGGCGUAGGGAACGUGAAAGACAUAAAAGAAGUGAAAGGGAUAAAUCAAGGCAUAGAAGUAGAGACCAGUCAGGACGUCAGACUCGCCAUCGAAAAGAGCACAGUGCACGCCAUCAUUCUCGUGGUCAUAGAAGAUCCUCAUCAUCUCCUAGAAAAAAACAUUCUGUAUCUCUUUCACCUGAAGAACACAGAGCAGCUUCACCACAUGACUUUGAGGAAUCAAAACAUACAAAUACUCUAUAUGAUGCCACCGCUUCUAACAUUGGGAGUAACACUUCAUCGGGUACCUCUGUUACUAUUAAAAAUGAUGGACAUCUGCUAAAAUGUGAAGGUUUUGACAGCCUUGAUAAAGCUGAUUCUCCAUGUUCAAGUGAACGUCUUGACAAUGUGAAGCUUGAGAGUUCCGAACCACCAAACAAAGAAUCUGACCAUAAAGGAUCAUUCACGUUCUUCAAUCAGGAAACCCUGCUUAAGGAGAAACUUGAUACUCCAAUUCCUCUAAGAGUAACUGAUCCACCUAUUCGAGAAUCUCCUGAGAGCCCUGAUCCAGAUCCACAGUUUGUGGAACCUAGUGACAUAGAAAAGACAGACUCCAUAAAGAAUGAAGAAAAUCCUCAGAUACCUGACAGUGUCCAAAUGCCACUUCUUAAGGUUGAAAAUAAUUGUGUAUCCAUUGGUGGUCAAGCAGCAUUAUCUAAUUUAGUGUGGUCUACCAUUGCAAGUCCAAGGCCAGGUAUCAGAGACCAAAGCUUGAAAGAAGUAGAUAUACUGACAGAGGGGGUGAAUUCAGGGUUGAAGAAUAUACAAAUGAUAGGUCAAGAGGGCCAUCAUUCACAGUCAUAUACAGGCUCAGAUAGGCAGGCAUUACAACCUAAAAUAGACCCAGUGCUAAAGUUUUCUGGACCAGGUAUGGAAGAACUUGGUCACAGGGAAUCACUGACAGGAAUUGGACCUGUUAUAAAAAGUGAAGGCAUGCAAGGUUUGAGUCCCACCAUUUGGGGUUCUGGAACAGACAUACAAAAACCAGGGAUUGGAAUGGAGUGUUCAGAGUCAAAUACUAGAGAACCAGGUUUUCAGUAUCUUAAGACUGAUAGAUUUCUCGCUCAAUAUUCCACAGUGCAAAAUUUGGAAAGUGCUAGUAUGCAAACAAUGGACCUAGAAGCAAAUGGUUCGCAUAUUGGACAAAGCAAACAAGACAUCAGAGUACAAAACUCUUUAAUGGCUGUCACAAAUUCCCAGAUAACAAGCCUAGAUAGCAAGUCUAGCGUGAUGGCAGUAGUAGAGGAUCAGUGUUUUGUGGGGCCACAAAAUAAUAGAGAUGGAUGUCUACAUACUCAGGUUAAGAGUCCUUUUACCAGGGGUGGAGGUGUAAGAGUUCCAGGUUCAUCUUUUGGUGGCUCAGACAAAGAUUUUCAACCACAUGGAAGAAGUGACUUCUACAGAGUGGGUGGUACUAAUAAUGAGUUAAGCAAGCAAGAUAUGACAGAAACUAGUAGCACAGAUUGUGCCCAAGACGUGGUUACAGACAUGAAAUGGACACACAUACAAGGUCCUGGACUAGACCGGAGAAAUGAACAAAUGGGACAAGAUUACAGUGGUCCUAAGCAAAACAUAAAAAAUGUAGGCUGGAAGUGUCCAGAAGCUGAUAUGGGUGGUCAGAAGAAUCAAAAUGAGUCAGUGGAUCCACAUAUUAAUGAUAUGCACUGGAAUGGCCCAGAAUCAGUCAUAAGAGAUGACUGGAGAGGUUCAAGUUCAGUACAAGGAGGGCCAUUUAAUCAAAAUGAAUGGAUGGCACACCAACAUGAUAGGAAAGAUCCAAACAUGGAGAAUAUAGGCCCUAAAAGAAGACCAGUGAGUGCAGAAUUUGUUGCACCAGAAUUUGGAAAUAAAGAGACUGAAAGGAAAAGCUUAACCAUGGAAAUUUUAGGAUCUGAAAUGAAAGGACAUGGCAAUCAGGGCCGAAGGCAUUACACAAGAGGUCUAGGUCCAGAUUUCAGGGGACCUUGUCCUGAAAGGGGAGGUCCUGGUAUGACAAAUCCAGGAAGUGACCGAAGAGGACCAGAAGGCCCACGCGUAUUGGGACCUGGACCUGAAAGUAGAAUUCCAGCUGCAGAGGGUUCUAGGGCGGACACAAGGGCAAUUGCAACCUCAGAUGACUGGGGACAAGGUCUUGAACCUGGCAGUAGAGGGUUUAAAGGUCCAGCCUUUAGUGGACAAGGACCUAAAGGAAUAGGUCCAUCAAUGGGGGAUAUAGGACCUGAUAGUGGAAGACUAAACGUUCCAGUUUUGACUGGAACAGGGCCUGACAGGAGAGGUCCUGCUAUGGGUGACUGGAGAAAAUCAGGAACUCCAAACUUUAGAGAUUCAAGAGAUGAAAGGACAGGCCCCUUUAUGGACAAUGAAGAGACUGAAAUGGAAGUGCUAGGUCCUGUUUUCCAGGAAAUAGGACAUGAAAGCAAAGGUCCGACUGCUAAUAGACAAGAGCCUCAUAGCAGAGGACCAGGGGUUACAAACGUAAUGGGAGGUGGUUGUGAAUGGAGAGGUCCCCUUUUGGAAAGACCAGGGCACAGCAGGAUAGGACCAGGAGAUCAAACAUCUGGUGUACAUGGUUCUAACAGGAGAGCACCAUAUAUAGAAGGCCCUGGUCAUGAAAGAUCUGGUCAACAAACAAAAGGUUCAGGACAUCAAAGUAAAGCACACCGAGGAUUGUGCUCUAGGGGCCCUGGACCAGAAUGUGGAAAUCAAAAUAUAGAGGGCCGAAACCCUGUUGUGAGAGGCUUUGACAUUAUGGGACCAUGGCUGGAAGAACCAGGUAUGGAGGGUUUAGGGCUCAAUAAGACAGGUCAAAGAGGUUUAUAUUUUAGGGGACCUGUAAAUGAACGAGUACUUCCAGAUAUGGACGAAAUAAAAAAAGAUUCUUGCUUUCCUGGAGGUGCACAGUGUGGGGGGUCUGAACAAGAAAGAAGACUCUUAGAGGAGGGCCAGCAACCUGAUAGGGUAAUUUCAUGCUUCAGACCAGUGCAGUCAGAAAGCAUUAUCAGGGGUCAAGGGGAUGGUCCAAAUUGUCUGGAUUUUAGAAGUCCAGACACAUUGGUUCCAGAGCCUGAUAGACAUCAACCCAAAGGCUCAGACUUUAGGGAACUUAGAUCUGAAAGAAGAGGUUUAUAUAAGGAAGAAUUCGGAUCUGACUGGAGGAGAUCAAAUUUUUUAGACUUUAGAGACCCAGGCAUCAGACCAAAUAUAGAAGGUUCACCACAUAAUAGACGAGAUGAAUGGGGAGAUUCUGAAUUUGCGGUGUUAAAACCUAGACAAGGAACUCCAGAUAUAAAGGUUCCAGGGCUUGAAAGAAUAGGCCGCCCCAUUAGAGGUCCAAAGCUUCUUAUGAGGAGAAGCGUUAGAGGCCGAGGAAAAGACAUCCCAAGUCUAAAUCAGAGAGAUAGAUGGAUAUGCACAGACUCAGUGAACCAAUGGUUAGAUAAGGGAGGACCUAAUAUGGAGACUGUAAAUGAACUAGAAGGUUCAGCUGAUACCUUCAAAAGACAUGGUAGCAUGGGUUCAGAUGAGUAUGACCAAGAUCUUAGUAGGCAAGGUCCUCAUGGUGAUUGGAGAGGCCCUGGGGAGCCAGGGCCUGUAGAGGAAGGGUCAAAUAUGCGUUUUCCAGGGCGAGAUGAUUGGAGUCGUACAGCUUGCCAGGAUCCACCACCCCUGCAUGAUAAUCCAGAUAUGGUGUACCCAGGACCUAGUAGGGGGGGGCCUGGAAAUAAUUGGAAAGAACCUGAUAGAGGGAUUUCUGGGCCAGACAGAAGGGGGCCAGGGACAUCUUUUAGAGGGACAAGAGAUCCAGAUAAUGGAGGGCAAUGUUAUGAUAGGGUUAGUCUAGGACCCAGAAAAUUAGAUAUGGGAAAUGACUUUAGAGGACACAUCAAAGAGCCAAAUCUGAAAAGGCCUUUGAAUCAUAGAGGGGUUUCAGAGUCGAUAAAUCCAGGCCCACAUGCAAGAGGAUUUGAGGUGGAAUGCGUACAUAAACCAUUUUUGCGGGGUUCAGAUUUAAGACACCCAGGGCCUGAGAACAGGAAUUCAAAUGCUAAAGUUCCACAGUCUGUCGGGAGGUUUUCAGAUCGUGGGGGGAUGGCAUUUGAAAGGUCAAGUGUAGGUAUGGAAAGCCAUGGACCAAAUAGGCAAGAAUUUGAACAUGAUUUCAGAGGAGAAAGAAGAGGACUGGAUUUAAGGCCUGGGAGUUGGAAUACAACCAUGGAGGGGGCAGGUUUAGAUUCAAGGGGAUUGGAGCAACCUAUGAAGAUUGACAUGCAGCCACCAGAUAUAAGGGGCCCUGGGCAUGUUAUCAGAGAGCCCUGCAUGAGGUAUAGAGAACCAGGGCAGAGAGGUCAAACACACAGUGAUGAGAGAUGUCAUCCUGCAAUGAGACAUUUUGAUAAACCAGGAUUACAUAAUCCGAAUAAUCCUCACCAGUCGGCCAGACCUCAAAGUCCCAGUGAGCAACAUUGUGCACAAUUCAAUAGGCCUCCAGCCCCAAAAAGUGGUGGAAAACCAUUCCUUAGUUUUGAGAGCCCACAAAAUGAGUCAGGAGCAAAACCCCAGAGACAUAGAGCUGCUUUACUUCCCACUCCUGCAGAAGGUCUCAUACAUUUCCCCAAUAGUCUGAAUAACAAUCCUGAUGUCUUCAGACAGAAACCUGAACAAAUAGGUCACAGUACAGAGAGGAAGUGGAAUAGAGCUAGACCAGCGAUUCGCAAAAGAAACAUGUUCAAAGGGACAGCAGGAACAGGAAAAAGGUCAUACUGGUAAAAUAAAAACAGGGUCCUAACACAGUCCUAAUCAGUACCUGGUGCACCUAGAGAAAAAAAGUUCAACUCAAAGUUAGACCCUUGAUGGAAAUAAACACAAUUGCAAACCAAGUUAGACACACACACAAUAUAACAACACAGUUAUCUGAUAAAGAUAUUAAGGCAUAUUUUUCUUUUCAAAUAUCUGUACACGUAUCAUUGAAAUUUUAAAAUGAUAUAGUGAAAGCCAUGAAAAUUAUUGUUUAUAACUUGAAAAGGAAAUGCUCAGAUUUGUCUAAGUUCAAUAUGUUGUUAGUUGAUUAAGACAAAAUGCCUGUCCUUAUUUUAAAUGUAUUUCAAUUCAUACAUUGAUCUGCAAAUGCAUUCUUACGUGACACUAAUGGGAAUGACAAUGUAUUGUACAAACAUUGAACAGAUUUUUUUUUGUUUUAACGUAGGCACAAUGUCAAUAGUCUUGAUGCAACUACUGAUAAAGAUUAGGCUUAUAUAAUUGUUCUUAUAGAAUGCAAGAAGUCAAUAAAAAAUCACCUGUACCUUU
Molecule: messenger RNA, 11168 nt
Organism: Betta splendens (Siamese fighting fish)
Lineage: Eukaryota; Metazoa; Chordata; Actinopteri; Anabantiformes; Osphronemidae
Exons: 17
Coding region: 222-10631 (3469 amino acids)
Biological process (GO): DNA-templated transcription
Cellular component (GO): nucleus
Source: RefSeq, a predicted model, not a curated record